UUGACUUUCCUCUCUGAUCCUGCACCAUGAAGAGUCUGAACAACCGUGCCGAAAGCCACCUGUCUAGCCAGGUGGAAUGCGAAUUGGAAAACAUGAGUUCAUGGGUGAACCAGGGUUACAUUGACAACUCGCCGCCCUUGCCCCGAGUUGUGAACACCGUCUACAAGCCGCAGCCCCUCUUUCAGGGCUCCAUGGAGAGCAUCUACAAUGUGGACAUCCCUCGCCCAUUGCCGGAGGAGCCACACUUGGCUGAUAAAAUCUUGUCGAAGGAACGCGGAGGCUGCUGCUCUUUCAUUAAAGGUUUGUGGGGAACAACACUGACGGAGAACACCUCCGACAACCGGGAACUGUUUGUCCGCACAACUCUACGGGAGCUCAUGAUCUAUGUGGUCUUCUUAGUGGAUAUUUGUCUUUUGACGUACGGUAUGACGAGCUCAACCACCUACUAUUACACGAAAGCCAUGACUGACCUGUUUGUAAACACAGCUGGAGAAAGUGGGGUUAAGUUUCAGUCCAUUAGCACCAUGGAGGAUUUCUGGACUUUUGCUGAGGAACCACUACUCGAUGGCCUCUACUGGACUAAAUGGUACAAUAACCAGUCCCUGGCCACUGGAGAUCAGUCCUUCAUCUACUAUGAGAACAUGUUGCUGGGAGUUCCCAGGAUGAGGCAGAUCAAGAUCAAGAAUAACUCCUGCAAAGUUCACAACGACUUCCAGGAUGAGAUCACAGGAUGUUACGAUGUCUACGAUGAGAAGAAGGAGGACAAUAUCAACUUUGGCCUCAUCAACGGCACAGCAUGGAGCUACCACACUGAGAAAGUGAUCAAGGGUUCCUCACAUUGGGGUUUGCUGACCACCUACAGUGGAGCCGGAUACUACCAGGACCUGGGUCGAACCAAGGAGGAAAGCGCGGUUCUACUCAGGGAGCUGGAGGAGAACCUCUGGCUAGAUCGAGGAACCAGGGCCAUCUUCAUCGACUUCUCCACUUACAAUGCAAACAUCAACAUGUUCUGUGUCAUCAGGUUGGUAGUGGAAUUCCCGGCAACGGGCGGAGCGAUCCCUUCUUACCAGAUAAGAACGGUCAAACUGAUUCGCUACAUCAACUCCUGGGACUACUUCAUCCUGGCUUGUGAGAUGGUCUUCUGUUUAUUCAUCCUCUAUUAUGUUGUGGAGGAGAUACUUGAGCUUCGAAUACACAAGUUCUCCUACUUCAAAAGCAUCUGGAACAUACUUGACAUCGUAGUCAUACUGCUCGCCGUUGUUGCCAUUGUGUUCAAUAUUUUCCGGACAGUCAAAGUGGACAAGUUGCUUGGCAAAUUAUUGGACCAACCGGAAAUUUAUGCCGACUUUGAGUUUCUGGCCUUCUGGCAAACACAAUACAACAAUAUGAAUGCAGUCAACUUGUUCUUUGCAUGGAUCAAGGUGUUCAAGUACAUUAGUUUCAAUAAGACCAUGACCCAGCUGUCCUCCACGCUGGGUCGCUGUGCCAAAGACAUUAUAGGAUUUGCUAUAAUGUUCUUCAUCGUGUUCUUCGCGUACGCUCAGCUUGGAUAUUUGCUGUUUGGUACAGAGGUGGAAUCCUUCAGCACCUUUGUCAAGUGCAUCUUCACCCAGUUCAGGAUUAUUCUCGGAGACUUUGACUAUGAUGCAAUUGAUCGUGCAAACAGAGUCCUCGGACCGAUUUAUUUUGUCACCUACGUUUUCUUCGUUUUCUUUGUCCUGCUCAACAUGUUUCUCGCCAUCAUAAAUGACACUUAUUCGGAGGUGAAAGAGGAGCUAUCGUCCCAAAAAGAUGAGCUCCAAAUCAGUGACAUCAUCAAACAGAGUUACAUGAAGACAUUCAUGAAGCUGAAGCUUAAAAAUGAGAAAAUAUCCGAUGUUCAGAGGGCUCUACGCGCUGGAUCGGGCGAAAUUGAAUUCAAGGAUUUUCGGGAAACUUUAAAAGAGAUGGGACAUGCUGAUCAUGAAAUUUCUGCAGCUUUCUCACUGUUUGACCGAGAUGGGAACCACAUUCUAGAUGAGGAUGAACAGGAAAAGAUGAAAACAGAGCUGGAGGAAAAGAGGGAUGCCCUUGCUGCUGAACUCAACAAUCUUGGAAUGAACUACGGGAUAGAAUUAGGGCAAAAGACUCCAGUGAUCUUAAGCGACCAAAAGAGCAACUCCGGUCACACAUUUAUGGACCGAGAACAGUUUCUAAGAUUGGCCAGGCAGGUUCUCCACCUUGAAAGUGCCAUGUCUGGCAUUACAGUGAAGAUUGAGUUGAUUUUGAAGAAAAUUGGGAUGGAGGACAUAACCGAACUAAACAAAAUCAAUGGGAAGUCGGUGACCAAUCAUAGCGUGGAUAAAAAUGCCUCUGAUGGGAGUAUUUUGGUUUGCGUGGACCGAGGGACAAAGGCUGCGCUGCCAUCAGGGAGAAUUUGCACUGUCCCCGCAUAUGACUGAAAUAUGUGAUAAAGCCGUGAGAUGUGACAAAGGGGAUGAAGAAGGAGUUACAGAUCAAAUACGUCAAUGCUUUAAAAGAAACAUGUCAUAACUGAAAAUAUCCUCCAAGAUUAACACUCUCAACUCAACACACAAACACCGGUCAAGUUUUACUGAAAUCUGUACAUUAUGGGCACUUUUUUUUUUUUUUGCUACUGGUUCUAGACAUCAGAUAAAAUGUUCAAGCACAAAAACUUAGAUGACUACAGUGUUAAAUGUUGUAGAUUUCACUUAAACAUAAAACUACAUAUUAGAAGUGUUGUGUAAGUUCUCUAUAUCUAAAUAGACUGUUGUGCAACACAGUGUAACAAAUGCCUAAAAAGUCAUUUUUCCCGUUUACUCAAAGUCUGUCAACUUCUUUGCUUAGUAUGUUGAAGUAUGAGUAAUGGUCUUCAAUGUUAAUGGGCAAUAAAGCGUUAUUCACAUCCGUCCUGGUCUUGAGCUGCAAAUGCUCAAAUACAAGUGAGCAACGUUGUGUUGGUUAGAUGCAAGAUGUAGCUGAAUACGUGUCUAAUAAACAUACUAACAGA
Messenger RNA from Hippocampus zosterae (dwarf seahorse), 3010 nucleotides. RefSeq names its product polycystic kidney disease 2-like 1 (gene pkd2l1). The record is from RefSeq and is a predicted model, not a curated record. Gene Ontology annotation, cellular component: membrane. Gene Ontology annotation, molecular function: calcium ion binding; sodium channel activity; muscle alpha-actinin binding. The transcript is spliced from 15 exons. Gene Ontology annotation, biological process: detection of mechanical stimulus; potassium ion transmembrane transport. Bases 27 to 2441 code for a protein of 804 amino acids. NCBI's taxonomy places the organism in Eukaryota, Metazoa, Chordata, Actinopteri, Syngnathiformes, Syngnathidae.